CCCCCGCUCCCGGCCCGAAGAGGGGAAACUGAGGCACGGAGCCACGUGGCCCAGUGGGGCGAGAACCCAGGAGUCCCGGCGGCGGCGCCAUGGAGCCCCCCGGGGUUUGUCCCCGCGCCGCCAGCCCCGCGGAUCGGGCCCCCGCAGCGGCCAGCAGCAUGCGUCUGGCCGGACCAUGGGCUCCACGCGGGUGACGGCCAAGGAGCUGUGUGAGAAUGACGACCUGGCCACCAGCCUGGUGCUCGACUCCUACCUGGGCUUCAAGACCCACAAGAUGAACGUCAGCCCGCUCCCUGCCAUCCGGAGGCAGCACCACCUGCGGGAGGCGGUGGAGGCGUUUCGCCGGCGCCGGGACCUGGAUGCCGCCUACCGUGCCCUCAUGCUGGGCGAAUGGGCCGGCCCGUACUUCAAGAGCCGCAGCCGCCAGCAGGAGACGGCGCUGAAAACCCACAUAUUCCGCUACCUCCGCAUCUUUCUCCCGGAGAGCGGAUUCGUGAUCCUGCCGUGCAGCCGCUACUCCCUGGAGACCAACGGGGCCCAGGUGGUGUCCACAAAGUCAUGGAGGAAGAAUGACAAGCUGGAGCUGCUCGUGGGCUGCAUUGCAGAGCUGACGGAGCCGGACGAGAGCCUGCUGCGGGCUGGGGAGAACGACUUCAGCAUCAUGUACUCCACGCGCAAGCAAUGCGCCCAGCUCUGGCUGGGCCCCGCCGCCUUCAUCAACCACGACUGCAGGCCAAACUGCAAGUUUGUCCCAACGGAGGGGAACACGGCCUGCGUCAAGGUACUCAGGGACAUCGAGCCGGAGGACGAGAUCACCUGCUUCUAUGGCGACGGCUUCUUCGGGGAGAACAACGAGCUGUGCGAAUGCUGCACCUGUGAGAGGAAGGGGGAAGGUGCCUUCCGGCUGCGCAAGAAGGACCCCUCGCAAUCUACCUCAGCCCAGAAGAAAUACCUGCUCCGGGAGACGGACGGGCGGCUGCAGCGCUGGAAGGGGCGGGUCUCCAAACAGGCGCAACAACAGAGCAUGCGGCGACGCCGCAGGGCCCGGCGCAGGAGGGAGCGUGGCUGCGCUUCCCAGCUCUGGGCCCCGUGCCGCGGACCGGCCUCCUCUCUCGCAGCUCUGGGCGCCGGCCCAGUGAAGGACCUGCGGAUCUCCCUGCACGACUGUGUGGCCUGCCAGGCCACGGGGGGAGCCGGCUGUCGGCUGCGGAAGCCGCUGUGGGUCACCCUGCCAUGGUGGGGCCCCAGGGCCAGGCAGCCGGGCCCUGCACCAGCCAGCACCGUCGUCCUCCGUCGCUCCCUGCGCAGAUGCUGCCGGGCGCAGCGGGACGACAGCUGCUGCACGGCCGCCGGCCUGGGUGUCCCGCGGCCCACGCCACCCGGCCCGACCCACGUGGAGCUGGGGGGCAGGCGGUCCAGGGGGCUGGCCGGGCAGGGCUCUGAGGCGGAAGCCCCCCUGGCUUGGGAGCUGCACGGGUUCAGAACGGCUGGCAGGAGCUGCCCCAGACGGGGCUUGGAGGAGACUCGCCCAUGCACCAGGCCUUGUGGUGGAGUUCUGGAGCUCCGGGCCGGGGUCACUGGGCCCGCUAGUGGAGCCCUCAAGCUGUGCGCUAGGGACACGCAGCUCCGCGCCGGGGACUCGGGGCGCCCUGGUGGAGCUCUGGAGCUCCGCACCGGGGACACGCGGCUCCGUGCCGGGGACUCGGGGCCCCCCGAUGGAGACCUGGAGCGCCGCGCCGGGGACACCCAGCUCCACCCCCCUGCUCCUCAGCCCCCCAGCCAGCUGGUCUGUCUGACCAGGAGUAUGGCCCGGCAGCAGGCCAAGGCCAUGCCCCUUGCCAGGCCCCACCCCCCCAGCCCGAGCCGCCGGCGGCCGGCCAGCAAGGCCCCCCCGGGCAGAGACGACCCCAAGCUCUCCCUCUACGCCCACGUCCUUCUGGAGACAGUGAGGCCGCGCCGGCCGGAGCAGGAGGAGCCCAAACGGACGGUGACCUUUCACCCCUUCACCCCCCCGAAACGCCUGCGGUUGGUGGUGAGCCACGGCUCGAUUGACCUCGACGUGGCCUCCAGCGAAGAGUUAGCCUGAGGCUCAGGGACCGGGAGGGGCCCAGCUCCCUCCACACCUGGCUGACCCACCCCCCUCCCCCCAGCCCAGGAGCCGGAGCCCCUCCGGAGCAAGAGGCUCUAGCCCAGCAGGGGUCUGGGUCUCUAAAGCACAUGCGCUUCCCCCCUCCCCAGGAUUGCACUGAGCCACCCCCUUACCCCAUUGGACAGAGCUUUUCCGGACGCCCUUCCCACACCAGGGUGCCCGGGGUGCUGGUGGUUUGUUGGUGACUUCUGGUGUCUGGUUCAAGCGGGACCCUUUGGGAUUAUUUAUAGUCAGUUUGGCAGGAGGCCCCAGGCCCAAGGAGGGGAGUGGGUGCGAACAGGCUGCUGGGACAUGGGGCCUUUCCCCUCUAGGGAGCUCUGGCUGGGAUCUGGCCCCCAAGGGGGGACUGGCUCGCUCAGGGGCAGGGAAUGGGGUACGAGGCCUUUCCCCUCUAGGGGGUACCUGCCCCAGAGUGGGGACUGGCUGGCUCAGGGGACAGGCAAUGGGGCCUUUGAGGGGACGCUGGCCUUGAUCCCACCCAAGAGUGGGAACUGUCUGGAAAGCGGGGUGCUGGGCAUCAGGAUGGAGGGCACUGCCCCGCCUGCCCGCUCCCCAGACUGUGGGCACAGGUCUGCCCUGUCCUGCUACCGGCCGUGUACCACACCCAGACCUUGGCUAAGGCUUUCAGUGGGGCCUGGGCCAGAUACCUCGGAGGGGGGCACCCUGCACACAGAGAUGCCCAGCAGCUGGUUAUGAGACCAGCCUGGGUAACAGCUGGUGCCAACUCAGCCUUGCACCCUACAGCUGGGGGGCUGCACACGGGGCCCCUGUCUCCCCAGCAUCCUUAACCCUUUGCAGGCCAGCCCCCUGGUGGGGGCCCAGAGUGGCGUUCAGAUGCUGCCCUGGCCCAGGACACCUGGGUUCCCACCUGAGCCGAACAGGCUGUACAGGAUGGUGAGUUCGUUAGUCAAUCUCAUUAGGGGCUCGGGUUGAUCCCCCAGUUCUCACCUCCGAGACAUGCCUUGCGUUUAGAUUGGAAGGGCCAGAUUUCUCCCACCCCCAGUGUUGGUGGGCUGUAGCUCCUUUGGACUCAUGGGAGCCAGCCCCCCAGCAGGGCCUACGGCCGACCCCCAAUGGAGCAAGGGCUGAUUAACCCCAGUGGGCGCUGCGGCUCUUCCUGUCCCCCCCGCAAUCUCUGGUGCUAGUUUGGUGUGUUUUCUCCCUCAGAUCCCCAGCUGCUGGAGUCAGGGGACGAGGGGAGAACUGUGCUGUUUGAUAAAAAAAAAAAAAAAAAAAACCUUUCCUAUGUGGGGUGGGGGGAAGCCCCCCAGAAAAAGGGGUCUGGCCUGACUGCAUUGAAAGCUCCUGGGAUGGUUUGCAAUCACAUCAGUUUUGGUCCUUGAGGCCCAGCUGGUGGAUUUUGAUCCCUGGGAGCUGAUGGGGGGGGGGCGCAAAGGGCUUAAUUACUAACAAGCCCUGGCUCUCCCCCUUGAUUCCCGGAGCUUGGUGUUCCUUGCCCCCUUACUGGUUUGGGAGGUGGGGGAGUGACCUCAGGCUGGUUAAAGGGGGCAUCUGAACGCCACACCCCAGUUGCUGCAUGACGUAGUGUUUAGGGUUCUCCAUAGCUGGGGGCUGGGUCCAAAGGAUAGUGGGGACAGUAGAACAUGGGAGCGGGGAGCCAGGUCUCCUGGGUUUGGUCCCCAGCUGAGGGAGGGGA
Molecule: messenger RNA, 3806 nt
Organism: Dermochelys coriacea (leatherback sea turtle)
Lineage: Eukaryota; Metazoa; Chordata; Testudines; Dermochelyidae
Gene: KMT5C
Product: lysine methyltransferase 5C
Exons: 9
Coding region: 176-2086 (636 amino acids)
Cellular component (GO): nucleus
Molecular function (GO): protein binding; histone H4K20 methyltransferase activity
Source: RefSeq, a predicted model, not a curated record